Messenger RNA from Durotheca rogersii, 1908 nucleotides. RefSeq names its product Di-copper centre-containing protein. The transcript is spliced from 4 exons. Lineage: Eukaryota; Fungi; Ascomycota; Sordariomycetes; Xylariales; Xylariaceae. The coding region runs from base 1 to 1908 and encodes 635 amino acids. Gene Ontology annotation, molecular function: oxidoreductase activity. The record is from RefSeq and is a predicted model, not a curated record.
AUGUUGUCGGUUGCUCGUGUGGUGAGCCUCGCCGUCGGUCUCUCGGUCGCCACAGUUCUCGCGAGCUUCACGCGCCCGAGGCAAUACGACUAUGGUCUCAGCGAUGACCACCGCCUCCUAAAACGCCAGGAGCUUCUCCAGUCUCAUAUUGUUACCGGCCCUCCUCAUGGCCCGGGGGUUGUACAUCUUAGGCCAGACAUACGAGACUUGCAAAAGGAUGAGGAUAAGUGGAACUUGUACAUUCUUGCUCUCAAUUGGAUGCAGUUCACCAACCAGAGCUCGCCCUUCUCGUGGUACCAGAUCGCAGGUAUCCACGGCGCUCCGGCCUUGACAUGGGCUGGCGUUGACCCAACACCGGGUAACGAAGACAACGGCUAUUGUACCCACGUAUCCGUCCUCUUUCCUACUUGGCAUAGGCCCUAUCUCGCCCUGUAUGAGCAAGUCCUGUAUAACAUCGUUCAGAACAUAGCUACGCUAUAUCCACCAAGUCUUCGCGAUCGCUUCCAGGCCGCCGCGGCAACUUUUCGAAUACCGUACUGGGACUGGGCAGCGGUGCCUCCGGAAGGAGAGAGCCUUCUCCCCUCCGUAAUUAGCACCUCGCCGCAGAUCAGUGUAUCCGGGCCCAACGGGGUCCAGACCAUCUCUAACCCGCUAUUCAGCUACAUAUUCAAGCCUUCCAACAAAACCGAAUUCACCGUUUUCCCUUACGACGCGUGGGGCGAGACUAAACGCGCGCCGCGCCCGGCGGAUAGCCCCGAAGCAAUCUCAAACAAUUCCUUUGUCGUGGAAUCAUUGGAUAGUCACCUCCCGAGCCUUCAACAACGCCUACACAACCUCUUCACAAAUUACCCAAACUAUACCCAAUUCAGUAGCGAAGCUUGGAUACCCUACGGCGUCGGCAACAAUGAUUCCUACGAUUCCGUGGAAUCGCUUCAUGACACAAUCCACACACUCGGGGGUGGCUUUUACGGUCACCUCGCCAUCAUUGCGUACUCGAGCUUCGAUCCGCUCUUCUGGUUACACCACACCAACGUCGACAGGAUCUUCGCACUGUGGCAGAUUCUCUACAACGAGUCGUACGUGGUUCCCACCCCCGCCGUCUUAUCCUCUCGGACGACGUCUCCGGGGGAGGUCGAGGACUCGCAGAGGGCUCUCACGCCGUUCUUCCUCAAUAACACUUCCUUCUGGACGUCGGACGCCGUGCGGGACCACCAGGUUUUCGGCUACAGCUAUUCCGAUGCCGCCAACAAGAGCCGCGAGCAGGUCAUCGCCUCCAUAAACAAGCUCUACGGCAAUUUUGGUCCGGUUUCGAUGUUGAGGAGACUCGGCGAGAACCAUCGCCUCGGCGGUCGACGGAGCGGCGAGGAUCGAGGCCGGGCAGAGGCCCACAGAGCGUAUGGAUUAUCCUGGAACAGCCAAACAUCAGAGCACCUCCCCGUGACUGCGGUCUUCCGGGAUGGCAGGUAUCGCGAAUGGAUGGCGAACGUGCGCGUACGCAAGCCGGCGGCGGGCGGCGGGUUCUCGAUCCACUUAUUCCUCGGCGAGGUGCCGGAGAACCCACUCUCGUGGCCGGUAGCGCCGAACCUAGUCGGUACCGUGGGGGUGUUAGCUCACACCGGAGCUGGAGACCACGGCCGGAGCGUUGGGGGCACUAUCCCGUUAACCUCGGCGCUAAUGGGUAUGGUGGCUGCAGGCCGGAUUCCAAGUCUAGACGCAGACGCCGUCGUGCCGCUACUCCAGCCCGGCCUCGAGGUGCGGGUAUUGUGUGCUGACGGCACGACGGUCGACGCGCUCGAGGUGAAGGGGCUCAGCAUCAGCGUGGCCAGCGCUGUGGUGAGAGUGCCAGAGGCAGAGAACAGGCUCUCGGAGUGGGCUGCGGCGGAGAGCCAUUUCGAGAUGUUGGCAUAG